This is a messenger RNA of Thrips palmi, 6708 nucleotides long. It is a transcript of the gene Dmtn, whose product is annotated as transmembrane and coiled-coil domains protein 2. The record is from RefSeq and is a predicted model, not a curated record. Gene Ontology annotation, cellular component: endomembrane system. Lineage: Eukaryota; Metazoa; Arthropoda; Insecta; Thysanoptera; Thripidae. The transcript has 13 exons. Bases 260 to 2164 code for a protein of 634 amino acids.
GCGUUCGGCUGCGGUUCGUGAGUCACUUCGCUGCGAUGAUGAUAUUCCUUGUUGAGAUUCUCUAGGCAGCCCACCCAGAUUGUGCUUCUGCUCUAAAGCGACUGAAAAUGGGUGUUAAUUUUGUCUGCUAAUUUUUGUUGUCAACACGCUGUGUGAUAAAAUUUUGGGCCGACUUUUAUUCUCUAAGCAGGGACUUCCCGUUUGUGUGCAUAGGCGCUUCAUUAUUUGUUGAAACUUGCUAUGGGUAAAAGUUUGAGUGAUGGAUAGUCUGCAAAUCUCUCAAUCGGGCACUGGAAGCAGCAAGUCAUCUAGCCGCUCCACUUCUCCAUGCCCACCACACACUCGAGCUACCCCAAGCAGUCACAUAGGUAGCUCGGCUACAGGUCCCUCUUCCAAACACGGGAAUGCAAUCUCGUUACGCUCCUCAGAGGGGACUGGCACUACUGGAACCGCAAGUGGUGCUGCAGUUGGACUUCCCUCAUCUGCGACCAGUGGUAACACCAUCAGUAUUGGAAGUCAAUCAGGAUCAACUUCCACUAUGAGUCGACGCCGUUCACCUGUUCCGGCUCGUAGAGAACCACCUGGUCCCACUACUGCAGACAUGGGCACACCCCAUCUUCCAAGACCCGACCCUGUGUCAGCACAAGUUUCAGAAGAGGAUGUUGUUGCCAUGUCUCCAUCAAUUAUUGGAAUGCAUGUGGAAGAGGAGGACCCUCAAUAUCUGGCAUCAACAUCAAUAUUAUCAAACGGCUCAACUGAAAUGAUGUCCACUACUGUUGGUGAUGAGGCUGAUGGGACCAGUGAAGGAACCCGUACUCGCACAGCCAUUGAACAUAUGCAAACCAAAAUUGCACGUACUAAAGACCUAAUUCGAGUGGAACAAACAGCUAGGGAUGAGAAUGUAAACGAAUAUCUUAAACUGGCUUCCAAUGCUGACAAACAGCAGUUAACAAGGAUUAAAGCUGUCUUUGAAAAAAAGAAUCAAAAAUCAGCCCAGUAUAUAUCCCAACUUCAGAAAAAAUUAGAUAGUUACCAGAAGAAACUCCGUGACCUAGAAGUAAAUGGAGCUAGUUCUGGACACAGGCAGCCAAGAGAGAUGCUCCGUGACAUGAGUCAAGGGCUAAAGAACGUGGGUGGUAAUAUACGUGAUGGCAUCACUGGAUUUUCAGGUGGUGUGGUUGAGAACAUCAAGGGAGGUCUUCAUGGUGCUGCAGAAACUGUAAUGUCAAAACCUCGGGAAUUUGCCCAUCUUCUCAAAAACCGCUUUGGAAGUGCAGACAACAUUAAUCAAUUAUCAAGAAAUGGAGAUAACAACAGUGGAGAGGAGGAACGUGUGCACCACGGCAGUGCAACUCUUCCCGGAGGCUGCAGCCUCAACUCUGGUGGUAGUGGCACUGGUGGUGGUGGUGGGAGUGCGAGUGGUACUGGUGUCAAGUUAACAUCGGACUCAGAGUGCAGUUCCGUUACCAGUGAGAGCAUUCCACAUUCUGGGCAUCCACACAGUUCAACUCAUGCCCCACACCAUACAGCACACCUCAAUCCAUCUAACUGUUCCAUUGAGGUCCUCUUGACUGAGUUACGAGAACAAAGAGAAGAAUUUGACAGACUGCGUAGGAAAUUAGAUGAUAAUAAGGAUGUAUUACAAAGAGAAAUAGUUGAAUUAAACCACUUACUUCAGGAGGAACGGUUUCGAACAGAAAGGUUGGAAGAACAAGUGAAUGAUCUCACAGAACUCCAUCAAAAUGAAGUUGAGAACCUGAAGCAAACUAUGACUGACAUGGAAGAGAAAGUUCAAUACCAAAGUGAGGAGAGGCUCAGAGACAUCCAUGACAUGCUUGAAAGCUGCCAGACAAAGAUUUCUAAAAUGGAACAUCAGCAGCUCCAGCAUCAACAAUAUGUAACAUUAGAGGGUAUUGAUAAUUCAAAUGCGAGAGCAUUGGUGGUCAAACUCAUCAAUGUCGUAUUGACAGUCCUUCAGGUUGUUUUAUUGAUAGUCGCUACAGCAGCAGGCAUUAUUAUGCCAUUCCUUCGCACGAGGUUGCGAGUGCUAACAACUGUUGUUCUUAUCACCAGCGUUGUUGUUAUUCUUAAGCAAUGGCCUGAUGUCCGUGAGAUUGGCAGCCAUGUUAUGCGCUUCCUCAAAGAAACUCUAGCUUUAAAGUAAUCUAAAUGAAGGAGCAAUAUUUCUGGCGCACAAGUAAACACUCUGCAAGGACAACAAAAAAAGAAAAAUAUUAAAAGUGACUUAUUGUUACACCUAUGAAUCCAUGUCAAUUUACGUUCCUGCUGCAGUUACAGUACAAUUUACUUAGAUUUAAGGUAUUUCUCAUUUAUGGACCAUGAUUAGAGAGAAUGCUGUGUAUCUUGCAAAACAUCCAUGACAACAUUGAUCCCAGUUUGUGAAAGGAAGACUGAAUGCAUUCCUAUUUAGUUGUUCAGGUUAUACAUACUGGUAUCACUGUCCAGUACGUUUCUUGAGUGUAUUUGUGUCUAGGUACCCUUGUGUAUCUUUGUGUGAGUUAAGUUUUUAGAUUUGCAUUGUCUCCAAGCAUUUGUAACUUGUAUCAUAAAUGUUUAUGUAAUAAGAAAAUUAAGAUGCAUGCUUGAGCUAAAGGCGGGAUUUUAUGUUUGUUUGUUGUUGUUUUUAUAUUGUAAAUUUAAGAAGGAUUUGAGUUUUUCCACUGGAAAGAAACUGUCAAAAUAAGAAAGGCUUUACACAGUUAUGUUAAGAAGGCAAACUUCUGCAUCCAAACCCGAUCUUUAUCAGUUGAUUGCAAAAUAAGGUCUGUGAUUCAAAAGAACAAAUAUGGAGCAGGAGCAUGCCCAUUUUGUAUUGUUUUUGUUCUUGUGUGUUUGUGUGUGUGUGAGCCUGUAGAUGUGUCUUAAUGUGUUUCCAUGCUGUCAAUCAUGAUAUGGAACGUUUCUUUCUAUCCAUAAAGAAACUUUGAUUUUCUGGUCAGGCUACAGCCUUGUGGUUUUAUCCAAUUACUGUGUUUCUUUUUAAUGAUUUUAGGGUAUAUGUUUUGUGCUGUUCUAAGACAUUUUAAAAGUCUCCAUCAUGAAAUACUAUUUGCAAUAGAUGACUCAGAAACUUUGGCAUCACAAAUCAGUAUGAUUUUAGUGGUAAACAUUUGUGUGAACAGUUCUUUCCAGAUUGAUUGUUCCUGUUUUGAAUUUUCAUAGAACUUUUAAGAGAGUGAAGUUAUUUUUUCUUUUCCUCAGAUAUCUAAUUUUUAUGCCAUAGUUUGAUGAACUCCAAAUCACAAACAACGAUUAUUCCCCACUUAUCUUCAAUGUUUUCGCCGAAUGCCUAUUGUUUGUAGGAGUUAGUAUUUCACUGUGCAGUGUUCGUUUACUAUUGUGAAAAAUAAAUCAUGUGACAUAAGGCACAGCUUAUGGGUGGAUUGUAUUAAGCGCAUUUAUUUACCAAAAGCGUAACACUAAAUACUCCUUACUGAGUUGCAAUGGAGUUUUAAUUGUACCUUGUUUUAAUGCAGUGAUCAUAUUAGAUCCAGUAGUGCCUGCCAGCUCUUUCUAACUGAAUACCGUAGAUUUGAAGGUGGGUGGAAGUCUGUCGGUGUAUUAUUUUUGGAUGUGCUUUAAGUUAAGGAAAGAGACUAAAAUUGAACCUGUGCCAUACUUUUAUAAACACUCUUUGAUAGAAUGGUUCAUGCAUAUGCUUCUAGGAUGUCAACAUGUUGACUAAUGGGUCCACAUGUGUGUAGUCCCCCAAUGUUUUGGCACCUUUUGCAGUCAAUAUGUUAAUGCAAUUUUAAAACAAAGGAAAAGUUUAAGAAGAUAAUUAGACAGAAUUUUUAUGCUCAAAUCUUCUUAAUUUGUGUCAUUUAUUAAAAAAAGUUUCCAAGUAGCCACUUUUCUUUGUGUGUGCUAUACUUUCUAUUUUAAAAAUAGCAAGGUUGGUGGUGCUAUGUCUUUGUAUCUUUUUUCUGAAGUUGUGUUCCACUUAUGUGUGUUUUUCCUUUCUAGUAAAAUCUUGCUGAUGUUUGUUGGGUUGAUCCCCUCCAAAAGUGGUAUACCAAUUAUACUUUCAAAGUCACUGCACAGUCACAAUGCAUUGGAGUAUAAGUAUUCUACAAUGAAACUCAUUUGAAUCCUGAUUUUGAACAGAUUUUGUAUAGUGUUCUUAAUUGUCUAUGACUUAUGUAAACAUGGUCUACAUUAACAUUUUAAUUUAGUGAAAUGCACUGAGGUUGUUUAUAUAUAAUUUUUUUAAGUUUUUAUAAAACUUAUUUCAAUAGGAAUGACUAUUCCUACCACAUAUUUCUUUAUCUUAGAUUUUUUUUUUACAGAGAUGCCAAAGUGUUAUUUUUUGUUGUACUGUAAUAGCUGUUUCUUUUUAUCAAUUUUUUUUUCUUUUGAGGUGUUAUGACUGUUUCUAUGGGGUUGAAUACUAUGUUACUUUCUUGCUGCAGUAUACUCUAUGCUGCAGAGUAAUACAAUUACUGUAAUGGAGGGUAUCUUGGCACACUUUAAUGUGUGUACUGCUCAGCUUCCUUUCAAAGUGGAUCAACAUUUGUCUUUCUUUUUUAUCAUCAUUACUCAGUAUCUGUGUAUUGGAAUUGCAAUAGAGACUUGUAUGGGCAUUUAUUACCCAUACUGGAUAUUGCUAGCUUUGGAAUACGUUAUUUUGAGAUUUGCCGAGACUUCUUAAGGGGUGGGAAAGCAAGGUUCUCAUCUAACCUUCUAAAUCAUCUUGAUUCUAUUCUUUACUUAUCAUGUUCUUGCUGAGAAAAUAUCAACCGUUGUUCUUUUAUCUUGGACGAACUCAGUCCGCCCGAUAUUCUCUUAUUCCGAGUUAAAGACGUAAAACCAUCUAAACCUUCUGGUCACUGCAAGUUUUGUUUGAACUGUAUCAGAGUAUACUGGUUGAGUAACUUUUAAACAAAAUCAACACUAAUGCCCCUCAUACAUUUUUAUAUAUUACACCCUCACGUAUUUUUGAAAAUCUCUCUUGUUUUAUCCUGUUUGGUUUCUAUCAAAUUUUACCUGGCAAUAAUUUCAAUAAGAGUUUGUUUUGUUGUUAGACCCUUAAAGACUCGGUUAUCUGCCAAUCAACUGAAAACGCUAUAAUUUUGUCACAUAAGUUGUGAACAUUUCCUACUUCGAAGAUAAAUCUGUAUUUUUUCAUCCAUACAAUGCAGCUGGGCGUUGUUUAAGAUGGCCUAAAACCCUUAAGAAGCUAGUUGCUGUUUAGAGGUUGUUUUUUUAAUUUCUGUUUUCCCCAAGGCCAUCUUCAAAGUCAUGUUAUUUUUGAUACAGUAAUUAGGACCAUGCUCUCGAAGUAGACGAUCAGUACUGUCAGAAAAUUUAUCUGAUUUGUUGUAUAAUUAAGUGAACAUACAAAUUGCACUUCACAAGAACAAACAUUGCAUUAUGAAUAUAGAUUUUAGAAGUUUGAAUUUAAAUAUGGAAGGAUGAUUUUUUUGUUUUAAAUCACGUGUAUGAUGUAUAUAUAUAUAUAGUACAUGUAAUAGUAAAUUGGAAUGCCGAAUGUGUACUCUUAUGGAUACAAUUUUUAUUAUAUAAAGAAGCUUCAUAACUUUGGCAGUGAUGCUUUUUGUGUACUAUUGAUUCAAAAAUAUCUUUUCAGUUCUGGUAUCAAAUUUUUUUGUUGUUCUUGCCAUUUUAAACCUGACAUGACAUGUCAUGUUACUAGAGAGCGAAAACCCUCAGAAUGUGCUGUAAGAAAACACUCGGUUGUUGUCGACGAAGCAGUACGUGAAUUUUACUGAUAGUUUCUUUCUUCUAUGAAGUGUGUAUACAUUUUUAAAAAAAUUAUUCAGAUAAAUGUUAAUAUCAGAGUAACAUUCCACCUUGUUGGACUUCUGUGAGUCAGAGUAUGUAUAUUACUGCUUGCAUGGUCUGUGAUGGAAGUUUGGUAAAACACCAGUUUGUAUAGUAAAUUUAUCAGAACAUCUGUGAUAUUGGCACAGCGGUGAUUGUAUUGAUGGAAUUGGAACCUUUAAUUGAUUUAGUAAAUAUUAAUGUGAUUAGUGUUUUCUGCAUGGACAGAAACUUUGUGUGUACGAGUAAUGUUGAAUGAUACAAACUAAAAAAUAACAAGCCAUAAAAUUUGUGACAAAUUGUAUGAUGCAAUUGCAAAGAACUGAAAGGGUGGAUAAGAAUUAUCACAAUUUGGUUGCCCCCGUUUUACUUUGGUUGUGCUUAUCUAAUAUUUUUGUUUCCCAUUUACCACACUUCUAAAUGUCGUUGUUUUGUUCAUUUUAGUAUCCUGAUUACAAUAUCAGUGGUCCCAUGUUCUUUGGCAUAUUGUUAGGACAUUGAAUUUCAAUCAGCUAAAUAAAUCUUAACAUGUUGAGUGCGGCUGGGAAUCAGAAGGGAGGAAAACGCGUAUAGUGUUACUUUAUUAUGAUCAUGCUGCACUUCAUUUGUUGAAAUCACUUUGAGGCCAAAGUGGGACUUCUACUUGUAAAGACUUUUGAGAUCUUUCUAAUCUCGAUGACGUUUCGGCUCUAUUUGGUGUACUCUUCUCAUGGCUUGGUAUGUUUGUGAAAUACUGCUUGACCGAGGUUUCAUCUGAAGCCAGUGGUAAAUUCUAUCCUUGUUGUCCAAAACAAGUUUAUUCAGAUAAAUCAGUUUUUGUUCCUGCGGGUUGUGUUUGUGGAAAUGUAAAAUAUAAAGAAGUUAUUAUGGGGCAGUAAAAUAAAAUAAGUUUUUAUCCCAUUA